AUGAGAAUGAGUUCAUAUUACACAAACCUCCUACCCCCACCUGGUACCAUGUCCCCCAACUCCAUGUCUAGCGGACUAGGGGGAGGCUGUAGCCUGAACAACGACGCCGGCAAUAUCGGUAUGGCGUCAGCUGAUAUCUACAGCGACCACGGCUCUAAGUAUGACUACAUGAGCUCUUCGAUGUUGGGUUCGAAUCCCAACAACAACCAGGGCGUGAUGGGGUAUGAGAGUUGUUCGCCGACCUACUCGCCGUCGUAUAUGAGGUAUCCUUAUGAAAGUAGAAGUGAGAAUCGAACCCCUUUGCCUCAGGAGAACAUUAAACACAUGGAGCCGCAGCUGGUGCUACAACCGCCUGUUGCUCACCAACUGCACCUGCAGCAUCAACCCGAGGAGCAACAGCAGCACCCACACCUCACCCUGCACCAUGAUCACCACAUGGACAGUCCCCAUCUGGACGGUCACCACCUGGAGAAUCACCACCUGGAUCAGCCACCACAUCUACAGCACCAACAACCGUGCCAGCAGCAGCAGCACCCGCACGCCAUCACCCCACCCACGGCACACCAGUAUCCACCGUAUCCGAUGAACGGCAUCCACCAUCCAGGAAAUCCAUCAGAACUCUACUACGAGAACCGAAUGCUGGACUGUAAGGGUGGGCCCCCUGAUAUGUGUGGGCCCCCGCAUAUGCCCUCCUACUACUAUCCACAACAAUCCAUGCCAGAUCCAAGCAUCUCUCCCAAUGGAUACAAUCCAGGCAUGCCUAAUCCAGCAUGCAUGUCGGGGAUGAACUCUCCGAAUAUGCCAGUGUAUCCGUGGAUGAGACAGGCAAAUAAUGCUGAGGUCCACUUUGAGCAGAAGCGAACCCGGCAGACGUACACACGGUACCAAACCCUGGAGCUGGAGAAGGAGUUCCACUUCAACCGUUACCUGACCAGACGCCGGCGCAUCGAGAUCGCGCACAUGCUGGGCCUGACGGAGCGGCAGAUCAAGAUCUGGUUCCAGAACCGCCGAAUGAAGUGGAAGAAGGAGAACAACCUGGCUAAGCUGACCGGCCCGGAUAAGCCAAUCAAAGAGGAGUGUGGGAGCCCACGUGACUGUUCUAAGGUUAAAAACGAAGAUUGCUCGUCAUUAGAUUCGUUAAAGUAG
This is a messenger RNA of Physella acuta, 1146 nucleotides long. Its product is annotated as homeotic protein antennapedia-like. Lineage: Eukaryota; Metazoa; Mollusca; Gastropoda; Physidae. Gene Ontology annotation, cellular component: nucleus. Gene Ontology annotation, biological process: negative regulation of transcription by RNA polymerase II; anterior/posterior pattern specification. The record is from RefSeq and is a predicted model, not a curated record. Gene Ontology annotation, molecular function: RNA polymerase II cis-regulatory region sequence-specific DNA binding; DNA-binding transcription factor activity, RNA polymerase II-specific.